GCCUGCCCUCCACGCAGGAGACGAGGGAUUUCACAACCCAGCCCAGACAGGAUUAAAGAGAAAUACACAAGUAAACAAAUAGCGGCCUCGUAAAACUGGACGUGCUGCGCGGGGAGCGGAGCCUCUGGGCCGCCGGUCAAACUGCCCCUGUCAGAGGAAAGGAGUUGCUUCCUGUUAUUUCCAUUGAAAUACUUGUCCGGUCGUUAGCCGGCAGGAUUUUGCAGGAUGGCACCGUGCGCGCAGACGGGCUCCGGCCGGCUGUCCCGAGGGCUCCUGCUGCUCUGGGCGCUCCUGGGGACCGGGCUCUGCCAUGUGGGUGCCGAGGCGGAGGGCUUUGGCCAGGACGCCAGGACGAGCCCACCCGUGGCCGUGUUCAACUGGACAGCCCAGCUCGUGGAGGAGACGUACACCAACAUCACACAGAAGUGCUGGGAGUUCUUUGUCGACCUGAUGAGGAACGUGACAGUGUCGGAGCUGUGCGAGUGGAAGGUCAUCAGCAGGCCCUACAGCCUGCUGCAGGCCUGCCUGGAGGACUGGGCUGACCACCUGCACUACGGCUACCCCAACGCGCUGGCCGAGCAGUACAUCUUCCGCAGCCACCGCCGCUACUUCCACAACUGCACCCUGCAGCACCAGGUCUUUGACCCCCCCCAGGACGUGCUGCUGCCCAUGAUCAUCGCCCCCAUCUGCCUCAUCCCCUUCCUGGUCACCCUGGUCAUCUGGCGCAGCAAGGACGGCAAAGCCCAGGCUUAGUGCUGCAGCGUGGGGUGGCUGAUUGCCCGCUGUCCCGCCUGCGAUGGGAAAAAAUGGGCAGAAAACGGGCAAAAAACGGGCAGUGGCAGCUCUACACCCGGGAGCUGCCCCACGGUUCUGCCCCAGGGCUGCGGGGCCACCGGCUGCUUGAGCAGCUCCGCAGGCCCCGGGAAUUGAGGUGCCCCGGGGAGGGGGUCCCGGGGUUACCGGCACAUACUGGUUCCCGCUGUGCCGCCGGCGGUGCUUCCCGCGCCCCUCCCGGCUCAACCGCCGGCCCCGGGGCUGCGGAUUAAACGCUUAUUCCCCCA
This is a messenger RNA of Columba livia (rock pigeon), 1061 nucleotides long. RefSeq names its product receptor activity modifying protein 2 (gene RAMP2). The record is from RefSeq and is a predicted model, not a curated record. The coding region runs from base 226 to 753 and encodes 175 amino acids. Gene Ontology annotation, biological process: G protein-coupled receptor signaling pathway; angiogenesis; cellular response to hormone stimulus. Gene Ontology annotation, cellular component: signaling receptor complex; membrane; cell surface. NCBI's taxonomy places the organism in Eukaryota, Metazoa, Chordata, Aves, Columbiformes, Columbidae. The transcript has 5 exons. Gene Ontology annotation, molecular function: coreceptor activity.